Messenger RNA from Drosophila willistoni, 7762 nucleotides. It is a transcript of the gene Dscam1, whose product is annotated as Down syndrome cell adhesion molecule-like protein Dscam2. NCBI's taxonomy places the organism in Eukaryota, Metazoa, Arthropoda, Insecta, Diptera, Drosophilidae. Bases 667 to 7260 code for a protein of 2197 amino acids. The record is from RefSeq and is a predicted model, not a curated record. Gene Ontology annotation, molecular function: cell-cell adhesion mediator activity. Gene Ontology annotation, biological process: homophilic cell-cell adhesion; axon guidance; dendrite self-avoidance. Gene Ontology annotation, cellular component: axon; plasma membrane. The transcript has 23 exons.
UUUCGACCGUUGAGCUAAGCGGUGUUCGAACGAAUUGUCGUGUCGUGACGGAGUUUCUGCGUCUGUGUCGUCGGCGUUUUGUAGCGUGCGUUUGUUUGUGUGCGUGUGAGUGUUAGUGUAUGCGAAUACGGAACACCCCCGCAAACCGGUUGAAUUCGGUGGUGGGACGUCGUACAAACGAGCGAGCGAGGGAGCGCGCGUCUCAAUAAUAAAAAUUUAUAAAUAAUAAUAAAUAAACGAAAAGCUAAAGAAUAUAACGACAACAAGAAAAAAGCAGAGUAAAAAAGUCAGCAGCAUUGUCUGCGUGUCUGUGUAUUAGUGAGUGAGUGUAAGUGAGGCAGAGUUUUUGUAUUCAGAGUCGCCACCCCUGUGGAUUAGUGGCACCCUGUUACAUACCCCCCUGCUCUACACUUAGCACUUUGUUGCCAGUGUUAUAAACAAAUACAAAUAAUAAUAAAAACAAAUAUUAAUUUUCAUAAACUUUAUAUAGCCAAAUCGGAAAGCAGAGAGUGACUCAGCUCUCAAAUCGUCUACACAUCGAAAAGAAGUGUCUCUGGCUGGAUUUUUGCAUAAAAUUAAUAAGCCAAACACCGCCGCACGCACCUCUUUUAUCAGCUCCUCCUGCUCCUCCUUCGUCUAGUCUAGUCGUCGUCGCAGGGCGGAAAUAUGGCCCAUAAUAUGCCCAACGAACGCCUCAAAUGGCUAAUGCUGUUCGCAGCUGUUGCUGUCUUUGCCACUGCCAUCAGUACUACAAAUGCUGCCAAUCCACCAGAUGCCGAUCAAAAGGGACCAGUUUUCCUCAAAGAACCCACCAAUCGCAUUGACUUUUCGAAUUCGACGGGCGCUGAAAUUGAAUGCAAAUCAAGUGGCAAUCCCAUGCCAGAAAUCAUUUGGAUACGUAGCGAUGGCACCGCGGUUGGUGAUGUUCCCGGUUUGCGUCAAAUCUCAUCGGAUGGCAAAUUGGUAUUCCCACCAUUCCGUGCCGAAGACUAUCGCCAGGAAGUCCAUGCCCAAGUCUAUGCUUGCUUGGCACGCAAUCAAUUUGGAUCGAUCAUAUCGCGGGAUGUCCAUGUGCGAGCCGUUGUGCCACAAUCCUACAGCGUCAAUGUCAUGGAUGAGUCCAUAUUACGCGGCAAUAGCGCCAUACUCAAGUGUCAUAUACCAAGUUUUGUGGCCGAUUUCAUAGUGGUUGAUUCGUGGUUGGAGGAUGAGGAACGUGAGAUCUAUCCGCAGGAAGAUGUCACUGUUAGCGACGGCAAAUAUUUGGUUUUACCCUCCGGAGAGUUGCAUAUUCGUGAAGUUGGACCCGAAGAUGGUUACAAGAGCUAUCAAUGUCGCACCAAACAUCGUCUAACUGGAGAGACUCGUCUAAGUGCAACCAAGGGACGUUUGGUUAUUACAGAACCUGUGGGAAGUGUUAGUCCUCAGUUUAGUGGCAAUGGCAAUCAAGAGCAUAUAACUCUAUUACGUGUUCCCUUAAAUGGAAGUCUUGCCCUAAUGUGUCCUGCUCAAGCUUAUCCAGUUCCCUAUUUUAGAUGGUACAAGUUCAUUGAAGGCACUACACGUAAACAAGCUGUUGUAUUGAAUGAUCGCGUUAAACAAGUCUCUGGCACUUUGAUUAUCAAGGACGCUGUUGUCGAGGACUCUGGCAAAUAUCUGUGCGUUGUGAAUAACUCUGUUGGCGGUGAAAGCGUUGAAACUGUCUUGACUGUUACCGCGCCACUUUCGGCCAAGAUUGAUCCCCCCACCCAAACAGUUGACUUUGGACGUCCUGCCGUAUUCACUUGCCAAUAUACUGGUAAUCCGAUUAAAACUGUUAGCUGGAUGAAAGAUGGCAAAGCUAUAGGACACAGUGAACCCGUGCUACGCAUUGAAUCCGUAAAGAAAGAGGAUAAGGGCAUGUAUCAAUGUUUUGUGCGCAAUGAUCAGGAAUCUGCCGAGGCUAGUGCUGAACUGAAAUUGGGUGGACGUUUCGAUCCUCCGGUUAUACGUCAGGCAUUCCAAGAAGAGACCAUGGAACCAGGACCAAGUGUAUUCCUCAAGUGUGUGGCUGGUGGUAAUCCAACACCGGAAAUCUCUUGGGAAUUGGAUGGCAAGAAAAUCGCCAAUAAUGAUCGUUAUCAAGUAGGCCAAUAUGUGACUGUGAAUGGAGAUGUCGUUUCGUAUUUGAAUAUCACUUCGGUUCAUGCCAAUGAUGGUGGUCUGUACAAGUGUAUAGCCAAGAGUAAAGUAGGCGUGGCUGAGCAUUCGGCUAAAUUGAAUGUCUACGGUUUGCCCUAUAUUCGUCAAAUGGAAAAGAAGGCAAUUGUUGCUGGAGAAACUUUAAUGGUUACUUGCCCAGUGGCUGGUUACCCCAUCGAUUCCAUUGUCUGGGAGCGUGAUAAUCGUGCAUUGCCCAUCAAUCGCAAACAGAAGGUCUUCCCCAAUGGCACUUUGAUCAUUGAGAAUGUGGAAAGGAACUCCGAUCAGGCUACUUAUACUUGUGUGGCUAAGAAUCAAGAAGGUUACUCGGCACGCGGCUCUCUAGAAGUUCAAGUCAUGGUUCCUCCCCAAGUAUCACCCUUUAAUUUCGGCAGUGAAGUUUUAAAUAUGGGUGAUGUCUUAAGUGUUACUUGUCUGACUCUCAAGGGCGAUUUACCUUUGAAAAUACAGUGGACGCUAAAUGGAGCACCUAUAGCAACAGGUGUAGAUGGUUUUAUGAUCAUUCAAUUGAAUAGUCGCACUAGUUAUUUGAGUGUUGAUGCCUUGGAGGCGAAACAUCGUGGGGUUUAUAGCUGCAUAGCACAAAAUCCAGCAGGUCGAGCAGUCUAUCAGGCUGAACUUCAAGUGAAUGGUGGGUUAAUAAUAAGAUUUCCCGUAUACUACAUCUUUAAGCGCUGCUCCUUUCUCUACUGCUGUUUCUACAUACUAACAAAGUUGUGUUUUUUUUGGUCAUUUGAUGAAUAUGAGCUGAAUUGUAAUAAAUUGGAAUUUAUCUUAAACACAGUGGCUCCACAGAUAAGUCCCUUCCUUUUUGGUGAUGAACCCUUGAACCGUGGUGAAGUAGCGAGUGUCAACUGUGUAGUACCCAAAGGAGAUUUGCCCCUAGAUAUAUAUUGGACUAUUAAUUCAGCACUCAUAGUCAAUGGUGAACUAGGUUUUACUAUAGUGCGUUUGAACAAGAGAACUAGUUCUUUGAAUGUAGACUCCCUAGAGGCAGCUCAUCGAGGCACCUAUAAAUGCAUAGCCAAUAAUUCAGCGGGCUAUGCCGAGUAUAUAGCCAAUCUAGAAGUGAAUGUGCCACCCAGAUGGAUAUUGGAACCCACUGACAAAGCCUUCGCUCAAGGAUCAGAUGCCAAAGUUGAAUGCAAAGCUGAUGGUUUUCCCAAACCCCAAGUGACCUGGAAGAAAGCAGUUGGCGACACUCCCGGCGAGUACAAAGAUCUAAAGAAAAGCGACAAUAUCCGCGUUGAAGAGGGAACUUUGCACAUUGACAACAUUCAGAAAACUAAUGAAGGCUAUUAUCUAUGCGAGGCCAUCAACGGCAUUGGCUCUGGUCUAUCGGCAGUGAUAAUGGUUAGUGUACAAGCUCCCCCGGAAUUCACCGAGAAAUUGCGUAAUCAGACGGCACGACGUGGCGAACCUGCUGUGCUGCAGUGUGAGGCAAAGGGUGAGAAACCCAUUGGCAUUUUAUGGAACAUGAACAACAUGCGUCUGGACCCCAAGAACGACAAUCGUUAUACCAUACGCGAGGAGAUUUUGUCGGCUGGAGUGAUGUCAAGUUUGUCGAUUAAACGCACAGAACGCUCAGACUCUGCCCUCUUCACCUGUGUGGCCACAAAUGCCUUCGGCUCAGAUGACGCUAGCAUCAAUAUGAUUGUCCAGGAAGUACCCGAAAUGCCAUAUGCCCUGAAAGUGCUCGAUAAAUCUGGACGUUCGGUACAAUUAAGCUGGGCUCAACCCUACGAUGGAAACUCGCCACUGAAUCGUUACAUCAUUGAAUUCAAACGUUCCCGUGCCUCAUGGAGUGAAAUUGAUCGUGUUAUGGUCCCAGGACACACAACCGAAGCUCAAGUACAGAAACUGAGCCCUGCCACAACCUACAACAUUCGCAUUGUUGCCGAGAAUGCCAUUGGAACAUCACAAUCUUCGGAAGCUGUUACCAUUAUUACCGCUGAGGAGGCACCAUCUGGCAAACCGCAGAAUAUUAAAGUGGAACCCGUCAAUCAGACCACAAUGCGUGUCACCUGGAAGCCACCACCACGUUCGGAAUGGAAUGGCGAGAUUUUGGGCUACUAUGUCGGCUAUAAGCUAUCCAAUACCAACUCAUCAUAUGUCUUUGAAACAAUCAAUUUCAUCACGGAAGAGGGCAAGGAACAUAAUUUGGAAUUACAGAAUUUGCGUGUCUAUACUCAGUACUCGGUGGUCAUUCAGGCAUUCAAUAAGAUCGGAGCUGGUCCCCUUUGUGAUGAGGAGAAACAAUUCACAGCCGAAGGUACACCAAGCCAACCCCCAAGUGAUACUGCCUGCACCACAUUGACCUCUCAGACCAUACGUGUAAGCUGGGUCAGUCCUCCCUUGGAGUCGGCCAAUGGUGUGAUUAAGACUUAUAAGGUAGUCUAUGCCUCUAGCGAUGAGUGGUAUGAUGAAACCAAACGUCAUUACAAGAAGACAGCCUCCUCUGAUACCGUUUUGCAUGGCCUAAAGAAAUAUACCAACUAUACCAUGCAAGUCCUGGCCACCACAGCUGGAGGAGAUGGUGUGCGCAGUGUGCCCAUUCAUUGUCAAACCGAACCCGAUGUUCCCGAGGCUCCCACCGAUGUCAAGGCUCUAGUUAUGGGUAAUGCUGCCAUUUUAGUCUCCUGGCGAGCACCAGCACAACCCAAUGGCAUUAUUACUCAAUAUACUGUCUACUCGAAGGCUGAAGGUGCCGAAACUGAGACCAAAACCCAAAAGGUUCCCCACUAUCAAAUGAGUUUCGAGGCCACCGAAUUGGAAAAGAACAAACCCUACGAAUUCUGGGUCACUGCCAGCACUACCAUAGGCGAGGGUCAGCAAUCGAAGAGCAUUGUGGCCAUGCCCAGUGAUCAGGUGCCAGCAAAGAUUGCCUCAUUCGAUGAUACAUUCACUGCCACAUUCAAGGAAGAUGCCAAAAUGCCUUGUCUAGCUGUUGGUGCCCCCCAACCUGAGAUUACCUGGAAGAUUAAGGGUGUCGAAUUCACUGCCAACGAUCGUAUGCGUCUAUUACCCGAUGGUUCCUUAUUGAUUAAAUCUGUCAAUCGUCAAGACGCCGGCGAUUAUUCAUGCCAUGCAGAGAACUCCAUUGCCAAGGAUUCCAUAACCCAUAAACUAAUUGUAUUGGCUCCACCACAAUCCCCGCACGUCACACUCUCGGCCACGACUACGGAUACUUUGACUGUGAAACUAAAGCCUCAUGAGGGUGAUACAGCUCCUCUGCAUGGUUACACUUUGCAUUACAAGCCCGAGUUUGGAGAAUGGGAAACUGCUGAGGUCUCGGUGGAAUCACAGAAACAGAAUAUUGAAGGAUUACUAUGCGGUUCACGUUAUCAAGUCUAUGCCACGGGUUUCAACAACAUUGGCGCUGGUGAAGCAUCCGACAUUUUGAAUACACGCACCAAGGGACAGAAACCUAAAUUACCAGAGAAACCACGUUUCAUUGAGGUCUCAUCGAAUUCAGUGUCCUUGCACUUCAAAGCCUGGAAAGAUGGCGGUUGCCCCAUGUCUCACUUUGUUGUAGAAAGCAAGAAGCGCGAUCAAAUUGAAUGGAAUCAAAUCUCGAAUAAUGUCAAACCCGAUAAUAACUAUGUGGUACUUGAUCUGGAACCUGCUACCUGGUAUAAUUUACGCAUCACUGCCCAUAAUUCUGCUGGUUUCACUGUGGCUGAAUAUGAUUUUGCCACUUUAACCGUUACCGGAGGCACUUUAGCCCCUCUCGAUGGCGGUUCGGGUCAUGGCAAUGUCCAUGCCCGUAUCCCAUUGCCCGCCUGGAUGCCCGAGUGGCUGGAUCUGAACUUUAUGGUUCCACUGAUAGCCACAGUUGUUGUUGUUGCCGUUGGCAUCUGUGUGGUUUGUGUGGCCCUUUCGAGAAGACGUGCGGACGAUAUGCGUGGCGGACAAAAGGAUGUCUAUUACGAUGUAGUUUACAAUCAGACUAUGGGACCCGGCGCCACCUUGGACAAACGUCGCCCCGACCUGCGAGAUGAACUUGGCUAUAUUGCACCACCCAAUCGGAAGUUGCCCCCCGUCCCUGGAUCCAAUUAUAACACCUGCGAUCGGAUUAAGCGAGGUACAGUCAUAAGCCGUGGUGGUGGUUUGCGUUCAAACCACUCCACUUGGGAUCCACGUCGUCCAAAUUUGUAUGAGGAACUGAAGGCGCCGCCAGUGCCCAUGCAUGGCAAUCAUUAUGGUCAUGCUCAUGCUCAUGCUGGCAAUGUAGAAUGUCAUUAUAGACAUCCAGGCAUGGAGGAUGAAAUCUGCCCGUAUGCCACUUUCCAUCUGCUUGGCUUCCGUGAAGAAAUGGAUCCCACCAAGGCCAUGAAUUUCCAGACCUUCCCCCAUCAGAAUGGACAUGCUGGACCAGUCGGACCCGGACAUGCUGGCACCAUGCUACCUCCCGGACAUCCUGGUCAUGUCCACUCCCGUUCAGGAUCUCAGUCGAUGCCACGUGCUAAUCGUUAUCAACGCAAGAACAGUCAGGGUGGACAAUCUUCAAUCUAUACUCCAGCUCCCGAAUACGACGAUCCAGCCAAUUGUGCCGAAGAGGAUCAAUAUCGUCGCUAUACUCGCGUCAACUCUCAAGGUGGUAGUCUUUACUCUGGACCUGGUCCCGAAUACGAUGAUCCAGCCAAUUGUGCUCCCGAAGAGGAUCAAUAUGGCUCUCAAUAUGGUGGACCCUAUGGCCAACCCUACGAUCAUUAUGGCUCACGUGGCUCUAUGGGACGUCGCAGCAUUGGUUCUGCCCGUAAUCCUGGCACUGGUUCACCUGAGCCACCACCACCGCCACCACGUAAUCAUGAUAUGAGCAACUCCUCAUUCAAUGACUCCAAGGAGAGCAACGAGAUCUCAGAGGCCGAAUGUGAUCGCGAUCAUGGACCACGCGGCAAUUAUGGUGCAGUGAAGAGAUCACCACAACCGAAAGAUCAACGCACCACCGAAGAAAUGCGUAAAUUGAUUGAAAGAAACGAAGCCGGCACAAAACAACUCCAACUCCAACAAACAAAUGGCGCAGGAUUCACAGCCUACGAUACUAUGGCAGUGUAAUUUGUAAGCGGACAACGCGAAUGGGCGUGGCAUUAUAGCUUAGUGUUCGAUGAAAUGAAGAAAGAAAAGUGCGUGGGAGUUGAAUGAUACACACACACCCAAACACACACACAACCUACACAAACACACACACUUAAACAGUCAUAUAAAAGAAACCCAAUCAAAUACAAGUCGAUGAUGGGAAAUGCGAAAAUAUCUAAAGAUAUAAACUCAUACAAUAUAUAUAUAUAUACACAAUUAUUAACUAUUUCAAGUAUUUAUAAAGUCAAGAACAAAAUUAUAAACCAUACAUACAACAUUUUAUACUCUAAGUGUGUGAAAAACUAAAGAAAAGAGAAGAAAAACGAUGAUUGAGUAAAAGAAUAAGGUAAAGGAGAUGAAAAAGAAAGCGAGGGAAAAACAAUUUGCAACUAAUUUUGGCAUUUUAGUUGUUAAGUAAGAAGAACCCACUACCAAAAUAUCAACAAGAAAAAAAAACUAUUACUAUUAUUAUUAUUAUUAU